AUGAAGUUCCUGGCCAUUACCUCCCUCGCCGUCGCGGCCUCUGCCGCAGUUGUCGAGAACAAGUUCUGCAACGCCGACAACUGUCUUCGCGCCGUUAGAGCGACGCGUUUCGGAACUGCUACGAUGGUCCUUCGUAUGGCGGAAUGUAGCUCAUACCUUGCCGUCACUGAGACUCCCCAGCCAUCCACCACGUUCGUCACCGAGACAAGCCUCGAGACCAUCACGCUGAACGCUACACGGACAAUCUUCGACCGUGCCGUUGAUACCCCGGCCUCCACCACCAAGAACAUUCCCGCCUACGCAACGGCUUGCAAGAACGACGCCGCAUACCGCAGCGCUUGCUCUUGCUUUGGUGCCACCGGCGUAACGACAACGGCCCCUAUCCCGAUCAUCACUUCCACCGUCUCUGUCGUCGCAACCACCACUGUUGGCCCCUUCGUCAACGCCACCCGCCCUGCCCUCGGCUGCAGCAACCCUUGGACCUGCGGUGACAAGACCAUCCCCACAUGCUCUCUCGACAAGGCUGGCGAGAAGGGAUGCGUCUGCUUCAGGACUGUCGAGGGCAGAGAUGUCUGCGCUGUCCCCAACGACUGCCAGCCCUCCUGCAACACCACGAACGACUGCUCUGGUGGUGAGGUCUGCAUCAAGCAGAGCUGCUGCUUGGGCGGCACCUGCAUGAAGGUCGACGUUUGCUUGAACCAGAUUCUGCCCAAGAUGAUGUUCAAGAAGCGUGCCGGAGCCGGUGCUUGGGUCAAGAGGCAGGGCAAGUUCGACUUCUCGAAGCUCAGCUUGUUCCCUCACGAUGCUAGCUUGGAGCAGUAG
This is a messenger RNA of Colletotrichum siamense, 822 nucleotides long. RefSeq lists its product as uncharacterized. Bases 1 to 822 code for a protein of 273 amino acids. NCBI's taxonomy places the organism in Eukaryota, Fungi, Ascomycota, Sordariomycetes, Glomerellales, Glomerellaceae. The transcript has 2 exons. The record is from RefSeq and is a predicted model, not a curated record.